Molecule: messenger RNA, 1676 nt
Organism: Vanrija pseudolonga
Lineage: Eukaryota; Fungi; Basidiomycota; Tremellomycetes; Trichosporonales; Trichosporonaceae
Product: putative aminotransferase aclI
Exons: 7
Coding region: 183-1676 (497 amino acids)
Biological process (GO): biosynthetic process; amino acid metabolic process
Molecular function (GO): transaminase activity; pyridoxal phosphate binding
Source: RefSeq, a predicted model, not a curated record
CCUCCCAACUUCCGACCCCACAUCCCUCGUAACGAGCCUUCAGCUCCACACGAUCGGCGUGCAUCGAGACGAACACACUAUCGCGACAAGCGACACUGGCACGCACGCUCAAUAUAACCUAGCCCACGCGUGCGUCACAUCUAGCGCUCUCUUCCCAUCACGCACACACUGCUUGCUGCACCAUGACCCCCGUCCAAGUCCCCGUUGAGGCCACGACCGCCGCGCUCGCCGCCGCGUCCCUCAAGGAGAGCGGCACGCAGCACAAGUCAGCGCUCAAUGAGACGUUCACCAUCCCGAGCCCGAACCACGCCGUCGUGGGCGAGUGGGCCGACGCAGUCAAGAACUACAAGGGCCCGCCCAUCAGCGACCGCGCCAAGGGCUGCUCGGUGCACGACACGACUGAGAAGCUCGACGCGCUGUUCCGGACCUCCGCCGACCCGGAGGAGAACCCCGAUGGCGCGGUCAGCCUCGCGCUCGCCGAGAACUCGCUCAUGAUCAACGAGUACCAUGCUUACUUCAAGAAGGCGUUCAGCGAGAACUUCACCCUCACCGACAUGGGCUACGGCAACCAGUCGAGCGGGUCGGCGCGCCUCAACAAGGCGAUCGCGUCGUACUGGAACGACCACUUCCACCCCAUUACCCCGAUCGAGCCGGACGACAUCGUCACUGGCCCCGGAGCGACGGGUAUCCUCGACCAGCUGCUCCAGACGCUCGUCGACCCAGGAGAGGGUAUCUUGAUUCCUGCGCCUCACUACAAUGGGUUCUUUGUCAACAUGGUCGCGAGGUCGGGCACCAAGGUCAUCUCAGUCAACUGCUCGCAGGAGGACUGCUUGAGCGAUCGCAUCUUCGACGUGCUCGAGGAAGCCAAGGCCAAGGCCGAGGCGGCCGGCACGCCGAUUCGCGUCGUCGUGCGUACUUUGCCCUCGGACGCCGCUGACCCCCAGAUGCUCUGCUCCCCACACAACCCGUACGGCCAGACGCUGGACAAGGCGACGAUUGUGGCGUACGCUCGGUUUGCCGAGAAGCACAACCUCCACCUGAUUGCCGAUGAGAUCUACGCCCUGAGCGUGUACGACAACGAGAACCUUCCCAACGCCGCGCCGUUCAUCUCGGUCGCGAGCCUCGACUUCGAGAAGGAGACGGGCGCGCCGUUCGACAAGUCGCGCGUGCACAUCGUGUACUCUGUCAGCAAGGACUUUGGCGCCAACGGCCUGCGCAUCGGCUGCGUGAUCAGCCAGCACAACCCCGUCGUGCUGCGCGCGCUCCUGCACACCGUUUUCUUGAUGAAGGUGUCCUCGGCCGCCGACGUCAUCUUCUCGUCGCUGCUCAAUGACCGCGAGACCCUCCACCGCUUCACGGCGCAGAACCGCAAGCUGCUGACCGAGGCGGCGAAGCACACGCGCGAGUGGUUCGAGGAGCGCGGGUGCAAACCGCUGCAGACGAAUGCUGGCCACUUCAUCCUCGUCGACAUCCGCCCCCGCACAGGCAUCACGACGUUCGAAGAGGAGCGCAACUUUGUGCGCAAGUGCAUGGCCAACGGCGUCAUGGUGUCGCCUGCGUCAAACUACCUCUACCACACGCCGGGAUGGCUGCGUGUGACCUUCUCGGUGGACCGCGCGACGCUGGACGUAGGCCUCGAGCGCCUCGGCAAGAAUCUCGACGAGUGGAAGAAGUAG